CGCAAAAGUUUAGCCAUGGACAAAACUAGUGUCGAUUGGUCCAACCUUCCCCAAGACCUCCUUGGCUCCAUCGGAAACCGCCUUCACGCCAGCCAUGACAUCCUCCGUUUCCGCGCAGUCUGUAACUCAUUUCGAUCCUCACUUCCUUCUCCAACAAAACCUCUCCCCCCGCUUUCAAAUCACAAAAUUUUGUUUCCGAACGGCGUAACAACACAAACUGGCUGUAGAGGACUCCUGGUGAUUUCCGAGAGCACGAUUUACGCAGUCGAAUCCCUGGAAAGAGUCUCCGCCACGCAAGAAACCCCCGAAACGUGGCUGAUCAAAGUCCAGGAAUCAAUCUCCGGAAAAGUCAGAGUUCCGGAUCAGCUCUUCAGGAUUUGCUUCCGAAACUUUCCCCAAUUGUUACCGAAAUGCUUGAACUUGCUUGACUAUCAAGUGAAGGAGUUAACUCAAGUUUACCAGCUCGAAAUGGAAUCCAAAAAAAGGUCGCCUCCUUGCUUCAGAAAAGUUAUUGUAUCGCGCGAUAGUGAACUCGCAGUCAUGGCGUUAAUCAAUGGAGGAAGAGUGGACGUGUGGAGAAGUCGAAACAAUACGUGGGCGACCAUCGAUAAAAUCGGUGGCGAUGAUUUUUAUUUCGAAGAUAUUAUUUAUCACAACAAGAAAUUCUACAUUUCGGGCUCAAAUGGUCGUACUAUAACGGUUGAUCCUAAGUCUUUGAACAUUACUGAAGUUGCAGCUCCGAUUACCAAAUCGAAUCGAGGGUUAAUGUGUUUCGUGAAGUGGCACGAGGAUUUAUUUUUGAUCGACAAGUAUUGGUUGGAGAAGUAUAAUAAAUUUGGUUUUUCCGUAGACUGUGACAGCGAGCGUUCUGCCGCUCGUUUGGAUGUUUAUAAGCUUGAUGAAGAGAAGCGUGAGUGGAUUAAGGUGAAUGAUGGAUUGAAAGAUCGAGCAUUGUUUCUGAGUGAAGAAUGUUCAAUUUUUCUGCCGGCCGAAGAGUUCUAUGGAUGUAAAGGGAAUUGCAUUUAUUUGUUCGAUAAGGAUUUGUCCAGGGCUGUUAAUAUUAAGAUUUUUGACUUGGAGAAUGAUACUGUUAGAUAUGUGUUUCGAAAUUAAAGUGUUUAUUG
This is a messenger RNA of Pistacia vera, 1124 nucleotides long. Its product is annotated as putative F-box protein At1g65770. The transcript has a single exon. Lineage: Eukaryota; Viridiplantae; Streptophyta; Magnoliopsida; Sapindales; Anacardiaceae. Bases 16 to 1113 code for a protein of 365 amino acids. The record is from RefSeq and is a predicted model, not a curated record.